Messenger RNA from Ostreococcus tauri, 1068 nucleotides. RefSeq names its product Indole-3-glycerol phosphate synthase. Gene Ontology annotation, molecular function: indole-3-glycerol-phosphate synthase activity; phosphoribosylanthranilate isomerase activity. The record is from RefSeq and is a predicted model, not a curated record. The coding region runs from base 1 to 1068 and encodes 355 amino acids. The transcript has a single exon. NCBI's taxonomy places the organism in Eukaryota, Viridiplantae, Chlorophyta, Mamiellophyceae, Mamiellales, Bathycoccaceae. Gene Ontology annotation, biological process: L-tryptophan biosynthetic process.
AUGACGACGGCGACGCGGACGACGCACGCGGGCGCGCGCGCGCGAGGGACGGGCGGACGGCGCGCGCGCGCGCGCGUGAACGUCGCGCGGGCGGCGAACGCGACGGACGACGGCGCGGUGAGCAUUCGACGACGACCGCCGAGCGGACCGUCCAAGCACGCCCUGGGCGUCGGACAGUUUGAGUUCAUGAUCGAGGAAGUGAACGAUAAGGGCGAGCGGGUGACGAACGAGGAGAACAGACCGAGGAACAUCUUGGAGGAGAUCGUGUGGUACAAGGACGUCGAGCUGGCGGAGCGAAAGGAAAAGUUUCCGCUGCAGUUGGUGCGAACGGCGCUGGUGAACGCGCCGCCGACGCGGGAUUUUGUGAAGGCGAUCACGGAUCAGCUCGAGGCGACGAAGCAACCGGGAUUGAUCGCGGAGGUGAAGAAGGCGUCGCCGUCGAAGGGGGUGAUUCAGCCCAACUUUGACCCGGUGAAAAUCGCGAAGGCGUACGAGGCUGGUGGAGCGGCGUGUCUGAGCGUGCUGACGGACGAAAAGUUCUUCCAGGGUGGAUUCGAAAACUUGCAGUUGAUUCGCGAGGCCGGGGUGACGUGCCCGCUGCUAUGCAAGGAGUUCAUCGUCGACGCGUAUCAAAUUUACUUGGCUCGCAAGUACGGCGCCGACGCGAUCCUUUUGAUCGCCGCUGUUUUGCCCAACCAAGACUUGAAGUACUUCAUCAAGAUCGCGCACUCGCUUGGGAUGAAGUGCCUGAUCGAGGUGCACACGUACGGCGAGAUGAAGCGCGUUUUGGAUGGCGACUUUCCCAUUGAUUUACUCGGCAUCAACAACCGCGACUUGGGGACGUUCGAGGUGAGCCUGAGCGUGACCACUGAUCUGAUGAACGGCCCGCUCGGCGAGGAGGUAAAGGAACGCGGCAUCACCAUGGUGGGCGAGUCCGGUAUCUUCACCAUCGACGACGUGAACCUCUUGCAAGAUUCCGGCGUCGGCGCCGUUUUGGUCGGCGAGUCUCUCGUGAAGCAAGACACCCCGGACGUUGGCAUUAAGAAGCUCUUCGGCCGCCCGCUUUAA